Salarias fasciatus (jewelled blenny) is the source of this 1368-nucleotide messenger RNA. Its product is annotated as keratin, type I cytoskeletal 13-like. Gene Ontology annotation, molecular function: structural molecule activity. The record is from RefSeq and is a predicted model, not a curated record. Gene Ontology annotation, cellular component: cytoskeleton. The transcript has 7 exons. Lineage: Eukaryota; Metazoa; Chordata; Actinopteri; Blenniiformes; Blenniidae. Bases 16 to 1341 code for a protein of 441 amino acids.
UCUGUCAGCGGCGGCAUGUUCGGUGGCUUUGCUGGCAGCAGAGGUGGAGGUGGAGGUGGAGGUCAAUCCAGUUUCGCCUACAGCAGCUACUCAGCUGGUGGCGCCGGCGGCGGUGGUGGUGGUGGUGGCGGCGCAGGCAUAUUUGCCUUCGGCGGUGGCGGUGGUGGUGCUGGCGGCGGCGGCGGCGGCGGCGGCGGCGGUGGCUUCGAUGUCACUGUCAAUGAGAAGGCCACCAUGCAGAACCUCAACCACCGUCUGGCCACCUACCUGGAGAAGGUGCGCACGCUGGAGAAGGCCAACGCCGAGCUGGAGCUGAAGAUCCGGGAGUUCCUGGAGAGCAAGACUUCGCCAUCCGCCAGAGACUACAGCCCCUACUUCGUCACCAUCGCUGAGCUGCAGGGAAAGAUUCAGGAUGCCACCAAAGUCAACGGUGGGAUCUACCUCGCCAUCGACAAUGCUAAGCUGGCUGCCGACGACUUCAGGCUGAAGUACGAGAACGAGCUGGCCAUGCGUCAGUCGGUGGAGAGCGACAUCGCCGGGCUCAGGAGGGUCCUGGACGAGCUGACGCUGGCCAGGACCGACCUGGAGAUGCAGAUCGAGGGCCUGAAGGAGGAGCUCAUCUUCCUCAAGAAGAACCACGAGGAGGAGCUGCUGGCCAUGAAGACGCAGAUGAGUGGACAGGUGAACGUGGAGGUGGACGCCUCUCCUCAGGCCGACCUCAAUGCCGUCUUGGAAGAGCUGAGGGAGUACUACGAGGGGCUGGCACAAAAGAACCGCAAGCAGUGGGAGAGCUGGUUCCAACAGAAGACAGAAGAACUGAGCAAAGAAGUGGCAGCGAGCACAGAAACCAUCCAGACCAGCAAGACGGAGCUGACGGACCUGAAGCGCACGCUGCAGGGUCUGGAGAUCGAGCUGCAGUCACAGCUCACCAUGAAAGCUGGGCUCGAAGGUUCGUUGGCUGAAACGCAGAAUCGCUAUGCCCUAAUGCUGGCAGGCUUCCAGAACCAGGUCAGCUGUCUGGAGGAGCAGCUUGUGAACCUUAAGGCCAGCAUAGAGCAACAGGGCCAGGAAUACCAAAUGCUGCUGGACAUCAAGACCCGGCUGGAGUUGGAGAUCGCCGAGUACAGGAGGCUUCUGGAGGGAGAGGGUGGCGGCAGCAUCUCCUCCUCCUCCUCCUCCAUGGUGUCCAGCUCUGGCGGUGGCUCUGGCGGUGGCUCCGGCAUUGGCUCCGGCGGUGGCUCUGGCUCCACCUCCACCACCUCCAAGAGGCAGGUCGUGAUCAUCGAGGAGGUGGUGGAUGGGAGGGUCGUGAGCUCAUCCAAAGAGACCAUCACUCAAUAAAUGCAUCGCUCAAUAAAAGUCUGCCAC